AUGCUAGAGAGGUCUGCUAUCUCGGAUAUCUUCCGGGGACAAGUGGCCUACCUGUUGGAGUGCCCCGGUCAGAAGGACUCCCUCACCCUACAGCCCUUUAUCACUGUUCAGCUAGACGUUCAGCACCAAUCGGUGACUUCGGCCCAGGAAGCACUGAGGAGGUUCGUAGCAAGGGAAGCUGUCACCAACUAUACCAACUCCUCGAAAAUCAAGGUCGACGCCACAAAACGUACCUUGUUUGACGUUCUACCAAAAGUUCUUGUACUGCAUUUUAAGUGGUUUAAGUACGAUGCCAAAGGAGGACUGCUUAAAAACACUAAGCAGUUUUAUCUGGAUGAAUGUCUCGAGAUACAAGAUGACUUAAUGACCCCGCAUUCGAGUAGAAGGAUGGCAGCCCACAUGAAGAAGUACGAGCUGUUCGCUGUGGUAACGCACAUCGGCUCGCAAGCCGUCGGUGGCCAUUACUACACUGACGCCUUCCACAAGGGCUACAUGCAGUGGCUGAGGUACGACGACGAGAAGAUACAUAAGGUUUGUUUUCUAUGGGAUGGUGGCUUCAUUGUUUGUUUGGUUGGUUGGUUGAUCGAUCGAUUGUUCGUUUGA
Molecule: messenger RNA, 603 nt
Organism: Helobdella robusta
Lineage: Eukaryota; Metazoa; Annelida; Clitellata; Rhynchobdellida; Glossiphoniidae
Exons: 4
Coding region: 1-603 (200 amino acids)
Biological process (GO): protein deubiquitination
Cellular component (GO): nucleus; cytosol
Molecular function (GO): cysteine-type endopeptidase activity; cysteine-type deubiquitinase activity
Source: RefSeq, a predicted model, not a curated record